AUUUGAUCAUGUAAUUUUAUUGCGGAGUAAUAUUCCAAAUAACUAGUGUCCUAUUUAUAGUCUUGAUGACUAACUUUACAUUGACAAGCUUGACGUCUUUUUUUUUUGUUAGCUGACAUUUAAUGUCACACUUCUUCCAAUAAGGUUUCGAAUAAAAAUCAUAUGACUGAAUUCGCGACUACUGCGCCCAUAAAUUGAUUGUGUCACUGAUCAGAUCCCUAUAUAAAACUAAAUUAUUCCCCAAUUCGAAAAAAAAUCUUUUUCUUUCCUCAUUUAUCGUUGUGAUACAAAAUAACCAUAAAAAUGUCUAUCGAUGGUACACGUAUUACACUUUGGUGCUUUGUGCAAGGAAGCAGUUCAAUUUUCAAAGUUAAAAUUGGAACGAAUAAUGAUAUUGACGACCUUAAAAAAGCUAUUAAAAGUUGUGGAGUGAUUAAUGUCGCUUCAAUUAGUGAUAUUUCAGAGGAAAUGUUAAAUGAUGAUAAUGAAUUAGAAGAUGAAAGAAAUGCAACUGUUGUAUAUGAUAACUAUAAUGAAACUGAUCCAAUCGUCUUUGAAGGAGAAAAAGGAGCCUUUACUAGUUACAGCAUUAGCAUAAAAAUAUAUCUGCAAAACAAAGAUGUUGAAAGGGCUAAUGAUGUAACUCACCACAAUGAAGCAAUUAAGGGUAGUAAAGGGGAUAUUUUUGAUGAUAUUGUUGAAAAUGACAACAAAGAUGAAAAUGGCAAAAUUCCUUAUACGAUAGUAACUAUAAAAUUUGCUUCUGAUUAUGUGAAGGAACAAGUAACUGACCAACUUGAAGAGCGAAUAAGAGAAAGACUUCUUGAACAAACUAAACAGGCAUAGGCAGUCCACUCUUGGGGACCUCAUUUGAGUAUAUUGCUCACAAGAUAUUGCGGAAUGGAGAUGAGGUCUUUCAAUUGCAAAAGAUCAUCCCAACAAAAUGAGUGGUUUGAAAACUCUAUACAACAAAUUUGGUGGCAAGUCAGCGAAUCAUUUAAUAUACUAUUAUUUAUGAUGUUUAUAAAAUACAGGAAUUCGUUAACUCUGAUGGUGAUGAUGCCCAGGUCAUACCAUGUUGGAUUAGUAAACGCGUUUUCCAAUAUGUUUUAAAAUUAAGCUAUAAAUAAAAUCAUCAGGCUAACAAUUUGAUUUAAGAUUAUUUGAAAAAUUUCAGGUGAAAUAUUUGGUAAUUUAAUAUGUACCAAAGUUCCAUCAUUUUUUUUUACAUUUGUUGAUAAAAUUCUUCGUAAAUAAGGAGAGCGAUAAAUUAAGAUGACCAUAUGAGCACGAAAUACUUUUACGUAAGGAUCUUUACCGACUUCAACAGUAACAUC
This is a messenger RNA of Rhizophagus irregularis DAOM 181602=DAOM 197198, 1337 nucleotides long. Lineage: Eukaryota; Fungi; Glomeromycota; Glomeromycetes; Glomerales; Glomeraceae. The record is from RefSeq and is a predicted model, not a curated record.